This is a messenger RNA of Penicillium diatomitis, 1365 nucleotides long. RefSeq lists its product as uncharacterized. The transcript is spliced from 2 exons. The coding region runs from base 1 to 1365 and encodes 454 amino acids. The record is from RefSeq and is a predicted model, not a curated record. Lineage: Eukaryota; Fungi; Ascomycota; Eurotiomycetes; Eurotiales; Aspergillaceae.
AUGGCUCAACAAUCGCCUCUUCCACCCGCUUAUUGGGAAGCUGCGGAAGAGGUGCUAUCUUACGAAACAUCUGAGUCGGAAUCAGAUGAAACGAGCUCGUCUGAAUCAGAAAGGGGAGAUGAAAGUGAGCACGAAGAGCCACGCCCGGAUCAAGAGUUGCAGCUUUCCGGGGAGUUAAGUCCGAUAAGCAAGAUCCCUUUCGUCUUUGUCGUCAACAAUAAGAGGUUUGGGGUAAUGGGGUCAGUAAAAUACUCUGACCGGAAGCUUAACGCCGAAGGCUCCCAGAUGUUUGCAUUUGUUCGCGAUAUCCAUAUAAAAUUGACGCACUUGUUGUUGGACGGGAAUGCCCUGCAGAACGCGCUUAUUUUGGAACCUGAGUUCCGGGAAAGAGCCGACGAUCUCACGGCAGAUAGCACAGGAACACUUCGCACCCUGCAUCUUCCGGCCGAGGCGAUGAAUGAUUUCAGUAGAGAGCAGCAGAGAAACUUCGCUGGUUGGCUCUACGCCAGCGUUGACCCGUCAGAGACCAGACUGCAUCUGACUGGCUCUGGAAAGAGAAAAGCCACGCUAAAUGAAGACGCAAAAUACGCUCUUUGUAUGUUGGUUGAUGGCAAGCUCGACCACUUCUCUCGUUAUCUGAGUGCUCGACCAGAAAUGAUCGACGAGUUGUCGAGCUUUCACAAAGGAUACGGUAUAUUUACUCGGUUCAUCAUCCCCAAAAUCGCGCCGCAAAUUUCUACAAACUACCUCAUGAGCGAUCUAUACCAUGAUUCGCGAAAUAUUCGCCGGAUCGCACACUCAGUAUAUCUGUGGCUGAGGGAGGAAUUUGGAGACAAACCAAUGGAGAAUUAUCGACAAGAUGAGAAAGUUGAGCACGUCUUGGCUCUCUCUGCAAUCGGGAUAGACGAAGGCUUGACGACAUCCCAGAAAUUCAAGGUUUUUGGGAUGAUAUAUGGUUCUAUUCAGGGCGGGGCAUUGAGGCAUAUGGCCGUCAUCCAACGCCGACAGGAAUGGAGAAAUAAGAUGGCAAGCAAAAUGAUCUCUGAACUGAUAGCAGCAGGGUUGCAGAUCCCAGGGAUCUUUUGCGUUCAUUGGGGAGGGAUCGUUUUAUCCUUUGGAGCAGCUUUGAUCAAACCGUGGACUGAAGAGGCAGCCAAGAAAGUCAUGGACAAGGUGAUGCCCGUCACUGGAUGGUUCACCUUCAUGCAUGGUGUAAUUCAGGACCAGCUCGACGAUCUUGAAAAUUGGGUUGAUGAGCAUAUUCCCCCUACUCAGUCCAAUGAUCGGGCUGACCUGGAAGAUUUUAUAUGCUAUGCCAGAUUUGGUCUUCGGAAAGGUCUACCGGACAUCAAAUAUGAUCCCUGA